AUGAGUGCAAAUCCUGAGAUUCAUCUAUCCCAGCCUCCUCCGGACUACGUCAAUGAGAAAGCUCGAAAUGACGACGACAAAAAAUCCCCAGAUGGCUCCACGAAUUUAUCGCCAGCACACACUCUGUCCAGCUCAGAUGAUGUUGUCUACCAUUACCUAGAGUUCGACACGCCAAUUCCUCGUCCUUCUUAUCUUGCAGCUCCGUACCAGCUCCAUUCAAGCCCACCACCAGAGCCCGAUCUCAAGAAAUAUGAGUCACCUUUCAAGUGGUCUAAGAGCAGGAAGCGCGCAAUAACUUGGCUGUCAUGCCUUGCAACAAUGGUGACAGCCUACGCAGCCGGUAGCUAUACGGCCGGUGAUGCACAAAUGGAACAAGAGUGGGGUGUAUCUCGCGUUGCAAUCACAGUCGGAGUGACCAUCUUCACCUGCGGUUUCGCCAUCGCACCUAUGAUCCUGGCUCCGUUCUCAGAAAUCAAUGGACGUCGUCCUAUGUUCGUGGUUACUGGAAUCCUGUAUGUUAUCUUCCAGGUCUGCUGCGCCGUUACUCGCUCUUACGGUGGCAUGCUCGCUGCACGCUUCUUCAAAGGUUGUGCAUCUAGUACUUUCAGCACCAUGGUAGGUGGCGUCAUUAGUGAUAUCUAUCAUGCCGAGGAUCGCAACACUGCUAUGGCUCUUUUCUCUGGAGCUGCCCUGUUUGGUACAGGACUUGGACCACUGGUCUCGUCAUUCAUAGCCUACUACACGACGUGGAGAUGGAUCUUCUACCUGCAAAUCAUUACCUGCGGAGUCGUCCAAAUCUUGGUAGUUUUGUUCUUCAAAGAGUCGCGAGGCUCGGUGCUAUUAUCAAAGAAGGCCAAAUGCCUCAACAAGUACUACGAUAAACUCGAGGCAGCAGGGUUUACAGGUGUCGAUAUGCCCAGCGAUUCUAUCUCGGGCAAGACCUGCAAGACCUCGAGUCAGAGGAUACGCUGGAAAGUGAAGAGUGAUGAGGAGCGUGCCAGUUUGUUGCAAAUGAUCAGGAUUUCGCUCAUACGUCCCUUCCACCUAUUAUUCACAGAACCUGUUGUCUUCUUCUUCAGUCUAUGGGUCGCAUUCUCAUGGGCGAUUCUCUACUUAACUUUCGGCGCUAUACCCGUAAUCUUCACAGCAUCACACAACUUCAAUCUUUACCAGGUCGGCUCGGUGUUCGCCGCCAUCAGCAUAGCAUCCAUAAUCUCAACCAUCAUCUCCAUACUCGGCGACAAAUGGUCAAAACGCCGCUUCCCUCACCUCGGUGACUCGCCAGAAGGACGUUUGUACUUCGCUUGUGCGCAAAGUAUCCUACUACCCGUCGGACUCUUCUGGCUUGCUUGGACAUCUGGCAGUAAUGUACAUUGGAUCGUUCCCACCUUGGCCAUUGGCUGUGCCACAAUGGGCAUCUUCAGCAUCUAUCUGGCUGUCUUCAACUACCUGGCCGACACAUAUCAUCGCUAUGCCAGUUCAGCACUAGCAGCACAGAGUUUCUGCAGGAAUAUGCUAGGAGGCGCGUUUCCUCUUUUUGUGCCGCAGAUGUUUAGGGCCAUGACGUUCCAGGGCGCUGGUAGCCUUUUGGGCGGUAUUGGUGCUGUGUUGACAUUGGUGCCCUUCGCGCUGUUAAUUUGGGGGCCGAAGAUCAGAGCUAGGAGCAAGUUUGCUAGUGAAAUCAUGGAUAAGUAA
Messenger RNA from Aureobasidium melanogenum CBS 110374, 1695 nucleotides. Its product is annotated as MFS multidrug transporter-like protein. Gene Ontology annotation, biological process: transmembrane transport. The transcript has a single exon. Lineage: Eukaryota; Fungi; Ascomycota; Dothideomycetes; Dothideales; Saccotheciaceae. Gene Ontology annotation, molecular function: transmembrane transporter activity. The coding region runs from base 1 to 1695 and encodes 564 amino acids. The record is from RefSeq and is a predicted model, not a curated record.